UGGGCUGAGCCGGAUGUGUCUAUUUGUUGCCUCUCAGUUAUCGCGACAGGAAGGCUAGGACCGUUCCCAGGUCUCCGCACGUGUUUACCGGAGGCAUCUGCUGUCUGCCGACUCUGUAGGGCAGUCGCCUCGUCUCCUCCGGACUUCCCAGGCAGUGCCACGGAGUCGAGUGCCUUCCCCAAGAGUAGGCCAUGGGGAAGGCCAGGGCGAUCGGGGCGCGCACCAAGCCCCCUGGGACCCCGGCGGGAGCACGGGUCUCUCGGACCAAGCCCAACCUCAACCCCUUCGAAGUGAAAGUCAACAGGCAGAAGUUCCAGGUUCUGGGCAGGAAGAUGCGCCACGACGUGGGGAUGCCUGGGGUGUCGCGCGCGCGGGCCAUCCAGAAGCGGAACCAGACUUUGCUGAAGGAGUACAGGGAGAGGGGCAAGUCCAACGUGUUCAGAGACCGGCGCCUGGGCGAGUACAGCAGCUGCGUCAGCCCCGAGGAGAAGAUGGCGCAGAGGUUCGCCCUGGAGCAGCAGCGACAACAUGAAAAAAAAAACAUCUACAACCUUAACGAAGAUGAAGAACUGACUCAUUACGGCCAGUCUUUGGCGGACAUAGAAAAGCAUCAUGACAUUGUGGACAGUGACAGCGACACUGAGGACCGAGGAGCCCUGUCGGCUGAGCUGACGGCAGCCCACUUCGGAGGUGGAGGGCUCCGGAAGACCUCGCAGCAGCCCGACCAGGAGGGCGAGAGACCCCGGUCCCGCAAAGAGCUGAUCGAGGAGCUCAUCACGAAGUCGAAACAGGAGAAGCGGGAGAGGCAGGCGCUGCGGGAAGGCACGUUGGAGCUCACGGAGCAGCUGGACCGGGACUGGAGAGAGGUGCAGGCCCUCCUGGCUCGCAGGGCUCAGCCGCCGCAGGACGGAGACAGACCGGAGAGACCCCAGCCUGACGCGUACGACGUGAUGGUCCGUGAGCUGGGCUUCGAGAUGAAGGCACAGCCGUCGAACAGGAUGAAGACGGAAGAGGAGCUGGCAAAGGAGGAGCAGGCUCGGCUCAAGCGCCUGGAGGCGGAGCGAGUGCAGAGGAUGCUGGGACAGGGCGCGGACGAGAAGAGGCCCACACACGUGUCCGCAGACGACCUGCAGGACGGCUUCGUGCUGGACAGGGACGACAGGCGCCUGCUCUCCUACAGGGACGGAAGGAUGGACGUCCAGGGGGAGCUCAGUGGGGAAGCCAGCGAUGGAGUGAAUGCAGAGGAGGAGCAGGGGGAGGAGCCAAGCGAGGAGGAUGCAGAGGACAGCAGCGGCUCAGACAGCCACUCAGACCUGGAGUGUGACGAGGAGAGCGAGGAUGGGGACAGCAGGCGGCCAGAGCGGGAGCAGCGGCAGACGCCCAGGGACCGGGCUGCAGGCGGCGGUCGGGAAGCGCGGGACGCUGCCAGGGCCGAGCUGCCCUACACGUUUGAAGCUCCCGAGUCCUCCCAGGACCUGAAGUCUUUGCUGUCAGGGAAGUCAGCGGAGCAGCAGAUCUUGGUGGUGGAGCGAAUCCGGAAAUGCCACCAUCCCAGUCUCGCCGAGGGAAACAAGGCAAAACUAGAGAGGCUGUUCGGCUUCCUCUUGGAGCACGUGGGCGACUUGGCUGCAGACGACCCUCCGGACCUCGUUGUGGUCGAUAAGCUGGUUGGGCAGCUGUUUGGUCUCUGCCAGAUGUUUCCCGACUCUGCCAGCGAGUCCGUCAGGUUCGUCCUCCGAGACGCCAUGCACGAGAUGGAGGGGGCGAUCGAGGCGAAGGGCCGGGCCGCGUUUCCGGGGCUGGAGGUGCUUGUUUAUCUGAAAGUCGCUGGGAUGCUGUUUCCGACCUCGGACUUCUGGCACCCCGUGGUGACGCCGGCCCUGGUGUGCAUGAGCCAGCUGCUCACGAAGUGCCCCGUCCUGUCCCUGCACGACGCCGUGAAGGGCCUGUUCGUGUGCUGCACGUUCCUGGACUACGUGGCCCUGUCCCAGCGACUGGUCCCCGAGCUGAUUAACUUCCUCCUGGGGAUUCUGUACAUGGCAACUCCAAACAAGCCGGGCCAGGGUUACACGCUGGUGCACCCCUUCAGACCACUGGGGAGGAACUCGGAGCUGCUCCUGGUGUCCAGCGAAGAAGACACGGCCACGUGGCAGAGGAGGAGUCUGUCCCUCCGCUGGGCAAGCGGACAGACGGCCCAGACAGGGACAGAAGCCAACCACACCAGGCUGUCCUGCCUGGCCGUGUGUCUGGCUCUGGUGAAGCGCUGUGUGCGCCUCUACAGCACGCUGCCCGCCUUCCACGAGAUCGCAAGGCCGCUCAGGGCCCUCCUGACGCAGCACCUGGCCCACCGCCGCCACCCGCCGGAGCUGCAGGAGCUGUGUCGGAGCACGCUGGCCGACAUGGAGGCCCAGGGCGGGUGCUACCAGCCCCUGAUCUGUGAGAAGAGCAAGCCGGUGCCGCUGAAGCUGUUCACCCCGAGGCUGGUCAAAGUGCUCGAGUUUGGCAAGAAGCAGGGCAGCAGCAAGGAGGAGCAGGAGCGGAAGAGGCUGGUCCACAAGCACAGGCGCGAGUUCAAGGGCGCCGUGAGGGAGAUCCGCAAGGACAACCAGUUCCUGGCCCGGAUGCAGCUCUCGGAGAUCAUGGAGCGGGAUGCAGAAAGGAAGCGCAAAGUGAAGCAGCUUUUCAACAACCUGGCUGAGCAGGAAGGUGAAUGGAAGGCUCUGAAGAGGAAAAAGUUCAAAAAAUAAAUUGAAAGAGACGCUGUAUAUUGAAAGUCAAGAUGUUGGACCAGCGGCGUGGUUCCCCCCGUUAAAACAUCCAGUGAAAUGUG
Messenger RNA from Artibeus jamaicensis (Jamaican fruit-eating bat), 2830 nucleotides. It is a transcript of the gene NOP14, whose product is annotated as NOP14 nucleolar protein. The record is from RefSeq and is a predicted model, not a curated record. The coding region runs from base 192 to 2747 and encodes 851 amino acids. Lineage: Eukaryota; Metazoa; Chordata; Mammalia; Chiroptera; Phyllostomidae. Gene Ontology annotation, biological process: maturation of SSU-rRNA. Gene Ontology annotation, cellular component: small-subunit processome; Noc4p-Nop14p complex; nucleolus. The transcript is spliced from 18 exons.